AUUUAAUUUCAAGGAAAUCCAUUAAACUUCUCAUCCAAACACAAACAGAGAAUCCAAAUCUGCAUUGACAAAAUUGAUCAAAUGGGAGAUCAACAUCAACCGAAGUUGUUUGGGUAUUGGGUAAGUCCAUUCAGUGUCAGAGUUGAGAUUGCGUUGAAGCUCAAAGGAAUUCAAUAUGAAUACUUUGAAGAAGAUCUAGCCAAAAAGAGUCCUCUGCUUCUGCAAUACAACCCUGUUUACAAAAAAGUCCCUGUCUUGGUUCACAAUGGGAAACCCAUUGUCGAUUCCCUUGUGAUAUUGGAAUACAUUGAUCAAACUUGGAAAGGUAAAUAUCCCAUCUUGCCUGAGGAUCCUUCUGAAAAAGCCAUUGCACGUUUCUGGGCUAAGUUUGUUCAUGAAAAGUGCUCGCCUGCACUAUUUAAGACCAUUUGGAGUCUGGGAGAGCAAUAUGAGAAAGAUAAGGCAGAAGCUCGGGAGCUGCUGAAAGUGCUUGAGGAUGAAAUUCAGGGGAAGAAAUUCUUCGGGGGAGACAGGAUUGGAUUGGUGGACAUUGUUGCCAACUUCAUAGCAUUCUUGUACAGGGUUGUGCAGGAAGCUAUUGGUCUGGAUGUGUUCACAAAAGAUGAGUUCCCAAAUCUUUGGCGAUGGGCUGAAGACUUCGUUAAUCAUGGCGACAUCAGUCAGAAUCUGCCUCCCAGGGAGAAGCUAAUUGCUAAUUUCCCUCCACCUUAUCUGGGACAACAUCUCGUCGACUUCUUUCAUUCUCGUUUGGCAUCCUCUGCUUCGGAUGGUAAUUAAAGCUGCAAUAUAAACCAGAGAAAGUGAACACACUUUCAACCCAUUUGCCAAUUUGAAGCAUCAAGAAAGAAUCAAAGAGUCUUGCAACCAAGUUGACAAAACUAAAUUCAGUGUAUGAAAAUCCCGAUGAUCAAAUCACUGAAAUGCAACUUUGUUGAUUUUAUUUCUCGACUCAGACAUCAGGAUUAAUAAAUAAAUAAAUAAAUUCCGAUGACCAAGUUGACCAAAAAGUUACUUUGAUGCUUAUUUUGUUUUUUUUUGUUCGUCGACUUUAGCAUCGAGUUAAGAAACCCGACGCCUAAUAUCGGCAAAUCUCAACUUUUUGUUUAUUUUCAUUCGUC
Oldenlandia corymbosa var. corymbosa is the source of this 1139-nucleotide messenger RNA. NCBI's taxonomy places the organism in Eukaryota, Viridiplantae, Streptophyta, Magnoliopsida, Gentianales, Rubiaceae. The record is from the annotation of a GenBank genome assembly.